Molecule: messenger RNA, 6324 nt
Organism: Schistosoma guineensis
Lineage: Eukaryota; Metazoa; Platyhelminthes; Trematoda; Strigeidida; Schistosomatidae
Source: the annotation of a GenBank genome assembly
UUUAAAGUUUUUUACACGAGGACGUCGGUAGAAUCAAUGGUGUCACACAAUGCAGUUCUCAAGGGUGAUAUUGUUUAUUAUCUGCAUAGGCCGACAAAAAGUGCAUACAUUGGCUCGGUUAUAGCGUCAGAUGUUCAUCCAGCGAGAAAUAGUAAUGAAGUUACUCAUGACAAAUGUGAAAAUGAAAACACGGUUAAAGUAGAUUGGAGGACGUUUGGAUUUAAAUCUAAUAGUAGCUCCAUACCACUCAAUUUAAAAUCAGAUGAAGUUCACUUUUUGGACAGAAGUUAUAUGCCUGGAGAGGUCGUUCAAAACUUAGAAACCAAUAUGAUUGGAACGAUCUCAAAUGUCUGUAUGACAGCCCAUGCAGAAAUACUAGAUCACCAGAAGGUCAUGUUCGAUAUUCAGUGUGAUCAUUUAAGAAGUGUAUAUCCAUGGACCACACAUGUUGACGAAAACUAUGUGAUUUGGAACAGUUGGCUCGGUCGGGUGUCAGAUUGUCGUCUUAUGGCAAUCAUUCGAUUUUUGGAUGGAGCACGACUUCUUGUUGGAGAUAAUUGCCUAGAAUGUUUUGAGUCAUUUUUAUCAGUGCCAGAUGAAUAUAUGAAUAACAAUUACGAAGGUAUUUGGUUGAUCGGUGAUGCGUUGGAUUUAAGAUCUAAUGCGAAUUCAUCCAAAUCAAGUAAAUUUGAUUUUCUCAGUUUACCUGUGGAUUCGACCUCUAAUAAAUGUCGUAACACAGAUAAGUCAACAAAUUCAGAAUCAAUGCAACCGUCUGAUGUAUAUAACAGUUCACAUUCAGCCAACAAAACAUUCCCACUUGGACAUCCUAUUAAAUUUCUACAGGCACUUGCACAAUAUCCUAUCACUAAAACAUUCUCUCAUCAUCCUGAACAAAUAACAUGUCUUUUGAAACGUACACCUAUUUUCUUAGUUGAAACACCCGCUCAUAAUGCUGUUUGGCUUUCUCGAUUAAAAUCUAGUGUAGAUGUUGUAUUUUGUGUGGAACAUUUUGCUCCUGUUGAAGCCACUAUUCAUUGGCUCGCUAAUCGAAAUUCACAAUCAGACAAACCGCCUCCGCGUGUGAUUCAUGGAUUGGAUUUGGGAAAUUUAAAAUCAGUCAUUUCAAACUCUUUUAUUAACUGUCAAGUAGGUGAUAUUUGGUACUACGAACUACAGGAAUCUGAUAAAAUUUAUAACAUGAGUAAUUUUACUCGACCUGAGCAAUUGUUAUAUAAAUGGUUCACGAACGAUAUUUCCGGUCUUGGAGCAGUGUUUUCACUUCCACUGAAUGAUGACAAACCGAUGACAGAUCAAGGCAAAUUCAAUGGGAAUUGUGUCAUUAGUAAAAAAGAAGUAGGAAAGUCAAUUGUUGAAUCCUCAUCAGUUACUGGUCUGAAAAGUUCAGGAUUAUUAGCAGGAGAAAAAAUGCCAAGCAGGACAACACCGUUUUGGGCACAAGUAAAUCUAUUUGCUUCGCAACGUCGUCGUAGGCGAGUAACUGUGGAUCCACGGCAUCGUAUUCCUCGCACAGACAUUUUUCAUUGGGCUCACAGAUUUCAUAGAUCAACAAGAUCUUUCACUUCAUACAUUGAUAUUAGUGCUGAUGUCUCUAAUCACGAUGGUGAUGCCAAUGUUGAUGAGAACGAUACACUAGAACAAACAAAAGACCAGUCACAAAUACAAGAUCAAAACGAUCAACAACAUAAAAAAAUCGAUCAUGUGAAAGAGAGUAAUCACCAACUGAUAACGUUAACUUGUAAACGUAUUUCUUGUGAUAAUUCAAAUCUGGUUAAUAAACCAGUUUUGAAUCCCGUGGAAAAUACCACGAAAAUUGAUUUAUCUUUGAAAUCUACAGUAGAAGCACGUGUAGUCUCAGGAGAAGCAGUACCAUCAUCACCACCGAUCGCAGUAACUCUCACUUCUUGUACCACUAGUACCACUACUACUGCGGUGAAAGAUCUCAAUGACACUAAUAGAAAUGGAAAUUCUAUUCUGUCGCCAGUGUAUAUUAUUUCGUCAGAUGCUUCAGUAAACAAAUCUACAACGAAUACCACUUUACCAUCAGAUCAAAUAAAUACUGUUGAUGGUGAUGAUCUUAAUCAUGAUAAUAACACUCAUGUCGAGGAAAAAAGAGAACGCUUCUGCAAAAAAACUAGGUUAUCAAAACAUUCAAGGCGUCUACGUGUUCUUCGUCGACAAGCGGAGUAUAUUCAAGAAAAACGCGCUAUCCAUUUAAGAGCUGGCGAUUGGGUACCUGUACGAAUUUAUGCAACUAAUUCACUGUAUGAUAUAAAAUGGAUUGAUGGAUCUGUAUCGAAAGGUGUUGCCUCUGAUAAGAUAAUAUCGUUUGGUGGACACAUAGAGCAUUAUUUAUUUCCUGGAUUUUUAGUUUCUUUGAAAAGUGAUAAAAAUUGCCGUUCACAGCCUAUCCCACCGAAUUCAGUUGUGAAUGACCCCUCCUCAAUAGCAGUUACCGAAACGAUUGAGAGACUAAAUACUGUUCCAUCCUCUACAAUCGAAUUGUCUUGUGAUCACCCUAGAGAUCUUGGAGUAGCCCUUGCUUAUAAUACGAAUGAUCGAACUUGUCUUGUUCAGUGGUUCAAAACUGGAAACUCUGAAACUGGUUCCUUGCCAAUGAUUCCUCUUGGUUCUCCGGAAGAAAUUGGUGUCUAUGAAAUUUCUGGAUCUGGAGAAUAUCAAAUGAAUUAUGGUGACAUCGUUCUUAUCAAAUCUGCCAGUGAAACUGAUUAUUCAAUUUAUCCUGCUGGUGUUUUAGAAGAUAUUAUUCCGGAAUCAGGUAAACUAGUAAUUCGUUGGAUUGAUGGAACUUCAAGUGAAGUUUAUCGUACCGAUUGUUUACAAGCAAUUGAAGCUGAUGAUGAUUCUACAGAUUAUGAAGAUUCCUUCGACUCAGAAUUCAGCGAUUCAGAUGAUGAAAAAACCGAAAAGUGGGAAUUGUAUUCAACUUCUUCGGAAUCUUCGUCUUGUUCAAGCUUUUAUUCUACAUCUGGUUCCUGCUCUUCGUCUUCUUCAUCUAACGCAUCUGAUAGUAAAAAUGAUAAUGACAGUGCGUGUUUACAAGUUACGCAACCAACAUAUGAAGAUGAUUUACGACCUGUUGGAAUUAAACUUUCACUUGCCAGUCAACAUGUUAAAUCUGCGCACAGACUAUUUUCUGAUCGAGUUACAUUUGUUUUGUGGUUAAUGCGGUGUUUUGUUACAAUUUCUGGCAUUGCAGAUGAUAUCCUUGAACAGGUUUACUCAGCACUUCGUAAUGCAGCUCUAAUCGAUCCUACGGAAAUAAAUACUGUUAGUUCUACUUCAUUGAAUACAUCUCAUACUGAAGAUUCGACUAGUGAUACAUCUUUAUUAACUAAGAGAGAAAACGUAUGGAGUGACGCUGAUGAAGUAGAAGCUAUAUCGUGUGUAGAAAUGCUCACUACUGGACGGUCAUUACUCUACGAAGCAUUCCGGUUGAUUAAGGAUUACAGAAUCAGGAAAAUGGUUAGUAUAAUUAUAUAUUACAAAUUAUGGAAUAUGCUUAAUUUACUGGUAUGCAUUCAUGUUAGUAUUUCUCGAAUCAGUUUCGAUGUGCGGUAUAAAAUUAAACAAACCAUGUCAACUAUAAUCCAAGAAAAUGAUGAUCAUUUCACAGAUGAACCUUCAACGAAACGUACAAAAUAUUUAUUUGAAACUUCGUCAUCAAAUAAUGAAGAAGGAUUUAAUCAGAAUGCAUCUUUCAAUUCAUUGAUCGAAGAAAACUUUAUAAAAUUACGUUCAACAAAUAUUUUACCAAGUGUGUCACCAUAUUUAGGUACAGAUAAUGCAUCGAUUAAUAAUAUGAGUAGUUCUUCUGAUUUAAAUAUACCACAAUGCGAUCAUGGGAAUGAAUUCGCACUUUCAAAAUCACAUCCAUCUAGUUGUCACUUAUCCUCUACAAAUAUCGAAUCAGUAUCUUUACGUGGCAAUCUUGAUUCUUAUUCUUCAAUUGCUCUGAAUAAACCUCCUACAUCUCAACAACAACAACUACAUCAGUACCCACAUUAUCAACAUUCGGAACAGUUGGAAAAUCUAUGCACCGAAAUGUCGAAUCCAACUAGUGAUAAAUUAUUGCAUGUAUUAUCAACUUCAUCUUCAACAUCUUCGUUUACUCAUAAAAAUGAUUUAAAUUGUCCCGGUACUUCUAAUGACGUUAUUAAAACAAGCGAACUACCGGCGGCAAAAAGUACUUGUUCAAAUAUCCAACAAUUUAUAUCUAAUGGAAAUUACAUCACCACUACUAGUAAUAAUAACCCACUAUUGUUAAUGAAUAAUGAAUCCUUAAAUAAUUCAUCUGAUCAUCUAUCUAUAAGUGAAGAAAGUGAUGUCAAUACACCAUCAAUAUUCUGUCAGUAUCAGUCGCUAAUAACAACAACAAAUACUACUGCUACUACUACAACCAAAAAAACAUUCACAGCAAUAUCAAAUGUAACUACAAGAAGUGACAAUGAAAUUGAAUUAAUGAAUUCAAAUGGUUGCAAUGUCGAUUUGAUGCCAAAUUUUACAGAAUCUAAUGAAAAUAAUCACAAUUCCCCUAAAUCUAUUAAUAAUACAUUGAAUUUAUUAGAAAUUUCCAAUUCAUCAUACCCUAUAACAACUAAUCAUAUUAAAGAUUCUUAUUUUCCAUCUAUGCUUAUUCAUGAUAAUUUAUUAUCGGAAGAAAAUCAAUAUUCUAUCAAUGAACAAUCAUGGAUCAUUUCUGAAAAUAUCAAUAAUCAAAAUUAUUUUAAUACACAAGAUCAAAAUAAUAAUAAUAAUCAAUUUUAUUUACCAUUCAAUGAUCAUUAUAUACAAUAUCAACAGAAUACAUAUAAUCAUUAUGAAAUGAUUAAUUCUACAAAGAAUAAUAUAUUACAACAAGAAAAAGAAGAACCAAUAACAUGUUCAUUAAAUUCAACAUUAUUAUCAAAUUUAUAUAAUAAUAAUAAUAAUAAUAAUAAUAAUAAUAAUAAUGACAAUUAUAUUCAAACAAAAAUAAUGAACUCUAUGAGAUUAAAUUCAAUAAAUGAAGCAUUACAUAUUUCAAAUCAACCACAACAUCAACAUUAUGAACAUUCCAAUUUACAACAUCAACAGUUGAAUAUAAAUUAUAAAGAUUUAGAUAAAUCAGAUGAUAAAUUUACAAGAAUAUUUAUAUGGGAUUUAGAUGAGACAUUAAUUAUAUUUCAUACUCUUCUUACUGGUUAUUAUGCGCAUAGAUAUGGCAAGGAUCCGGCAGUAGCUGGUAGCUAUGGUUUACGAAUGGAAGAGUUAAUUUACAAUUUGGCCGAUACAUAUUUAUUUUUCAAUGAACUUGAAGAAUGUGAUCAAGUUCAUAUUGAUGAUAUACGCGGAGAUGAUAAUUAUCAAGAUUUAAUGAAUUAUCGUUCAGAUAAUGAAGCAUAUGGAGAAAAUUCUUCAACAAUAUCACAAUCGAUUAUUUUAUCACCAUCAUCAUCGUCAACAACAGCAACAACAACAACAACAACAACGGUACAUGCUCCGAUGACAUCUUCAUUAGAAACCUCAUCACCCAUAAAUGGGAGUAUGCUGUCACCACCACCAAUAUCCUCAGUAGCACCAUUAACAAAUAUGAUUGGAGAAAUUCCAACUAGAGUUAAUACACCAACCUUACAUGGUAGUAUGGAAUGGAUGCGUAAAUUGGGAUUUCGUUAUCGUAGAAUACGUGAAAUCUAUAACUAUUCAAGACAUAAUGUUAGUGUACUUUUAGGUUAUCCUAAAGCAAAUCAAUGGAUUCAUUUAAAAAAUAAUUUGGAUAUAUUAACUGAUCAUUGGUUAAGUAUGGCUAUAAAAGCAACAGAGAAAAUUAAUAAUCGUGAAGAUAGUGUUAAUAUAUUAGUAACAACAACACAAUUUAUACCAUCAUUAGCAAAAAUUUUAUUAUAUGGAUAUGGUAAUUCAUUUCAAAUUGAAAAUAUUUAUUCUGCUACAAAAGUUGGUAAAGAGAAUUGUUUUGAACGAAUCGCAUCAAGAUUUGGAAGAAAAUGCACUUACGUAGUUAUCGGAGAUGGUAAAGAAGAAGAAGACGCUGCAAAACAGUUCCACUGGCCAUUUUGGAGAAUAAAUACUCAUUCGGAUUUGAAUGCUUUAAAUCACGCUUUGGAUUUAGGAUACUUAUAGUUUAAUAAUCUUAUGUGAAGUAUUCAUUUUUGAUUUUUGCUCUUGCAUUAUUAUUAUUAGUAGUAUAUUUCGUAUAAUAUAAAUUAAAACAACUUACGUUUUUAUUUUAGAAAAUAAAGUACCUAUCUUUAACAAAUCUAACAUGUACAUAUUUCAUCUUAG